Molecule: messenger RNA, 3589 nt
Organism: Armigeres subalbatus
Lineage: Eukaryota; Metazoa; Arthropoda; Insecta; Diptera; Culicidae
Gene: Stt3B
Product: dolichyl-diphosphooligosaccharide--protein glycosyltransferase subunit STT3B
Exons: 5
Coding region: 312-2633 (773 amino acids)
Biological process (GO): post-translational protein modification
Cellular component (GO): membrane
Molecular function (GO): dolichyl-diphosphooligosaccharide-protein glycotransferase activity
Source: RefSeq, a predicted model, not a curated record
CUACGUGUCAUCGUCAUCGCUUUUUUCGCCGACCGACAAGACAACACUCCUCAAAAAUUUUCUCAAAAGUUUCCGAGUGAGUGCCGGAAAACGGACGGUCGGAAGAAAGUGCAGUUUUUUCCAGUCAUUGAAAUGGCCAUCUAAUCGGUGUUAAUUCUGUGAAUAUUGUGUACGGUUUUUAUUGAACGCGGCUGCGGUCAAAAGCCGGCGAUACUUUCGUUUGAGAGAGGGAAGAAAAUCUGUAAACCACUAAUUUGUGCUGUCGAGACGUGAUUGACAACGGGACGGGGGUUUGGAUCGAAGGAAAAAAAAUGGGCAAGAUAAACUAUCGGAAAACGGCCGGCUACUCGAGCCUGAUUACUUUCGCCGUGCUGCUGCUGGCCUGGCUGUGCGGAUUCUCCAGCCGAUUGUUUGCCGUGAUCCGCUUCGAGAGCAUCAUCCACGAGUUCGAUCCAUGGUUCAACUACCGUGCCACCGCGCAUAUGGUCGAGAAUGGAUUCUACAAGUUCCUGAACUGGUUCGAUGAAUCGGCCUGGUAUCCGCUGGGUCGUAUCGUUGGCGGAACUGUCUAUCCCGGACUGAUGAUCACUUCCGGCGGGAUCCAUUGGCUGUUGCAUACGUUGAACAUUCCGGUGCACAUUCGGGACAUUUGUGUGUUCUUGGCACCCAUCUUCAGCGGACUGACGGCCAUCUCGACCUACCUGUUGACCAAGGAGCUCUGGUCGGCUGGGGCUGGGCUGUUUGCGGCUAGUUUCAUUGCCAUCGUACCCGGAUACAUUAGCCGUUCCGUGGCCGGAUCUUAUGAUAACGAGGGCAUUGCUAUCUUUGCUCUCCAGUUUACUUACUACCUCUGGGUAAAGUCUGUCAAAACAGGAAGCGUCUACUGGGCCGCAUGCGCUGCGUUGUCCUACUUCUACAUGGUUUCCGCCUGGGGAGGCUACGUGUUCAUCAUCAAUCUGAUUCCUCUGCACGUGUUUGUUCUGCUCAUCAUGGGACGCUACUCACCACGGCUGUUCACCUCGUACACUACGUUCUACAUUCUGGGUUUGAUCCUGUCGAUGCAGAUUCCGUUCGUUGGAUUCCAACCGAUUCGAACGAGUGAACACAUGGCUGCAUCUGGUGUGUUCUUGUUGCUCUUCGCUGUCGCCGCUCUGAAGCAUCUCCAGACGGUCCUCUCCAAGCAGGAGUUCAAGAAACUGUUUAUCAUUGGAGGUUUGGCCGCGGCUGGCCUUGUGUUUGCUGGUGUCGUAUUGCUGACAAUGCUGGGAGUGAUUGCUCCCUGGAGUGGACGUUUCUACUCCCUUUGGGACACCGGGUAUGCCAAAAUUCACAUCCCAAUCAUCGCUUCCGUAUCGGAACACCAGCCGACGACGUGGUUUUCGUUCUUUUUCGAUUUGCACAUUCUGGUUUGCACCUUCCCGGUUGGACUGUGGUACUGCAUCAAGAAGAUCAACGACGAACGUGUGUUUGUGGUGCUGUAUGCGAUCAGUGCCGUCUAUUUCGCCGGAGUAAUGGUGCGGUUGAUGCUGACUCUGACCCCGGUGGUUUGUAUUCUGGCUGGCGUGGCAUUCUCCGGACUGUUGGAAGUGUACUUGAAGGAAGAUGUAACUCCGAACAACAAAGACGCGAAUGAUUCGGAGCAGGAAGAGGGGGCCGGCGAAAAAAAGCAACUCUACGACAAGGCUGGAAAAUUGAAGCACCGACCGAAGCAUGACAGCUCGGCCCAUGGAGCCCACGGCGAGCAGAAUACAGGAAUGGGAUCGAAUGUGAAAAGCAUUGUAAUUGUGGCGAUUUUGAUGCUUCUGAUGAUGUUUGCCGUGCACUGUACCUGGGUCACAUCUAAUGCCUACAGCAGUCCCUCGAUUGUGCUUGCUUUCUACAAUAGCAAUGAUGGAACCCGCAACAUCCUUGAUGACUUCCGUGAGGCUUACUACUGGCUCUGGCAAAACACUGCUCCGGACGCUCGUGUUAUGUCCUGGUGGGAUUACGGGUAUCAGAUAGCGGGGAUGGCCAAUAGAACAACGUUAGUGGACAAUAAUACGUGGAACAACAGUCACAUCGCCUUGGUGGGUAAGGCCAUGUCAUCCCCGGAGGACAAAGCCUACGAAAUUAUGACCUCGCUGGAUGUGGACUACGUGCUGGUAAUCUUCGGAGGUGUGAUCGGCUACAGUGGCGACGACAUUAACAAGUUCCUGUGGAUGGUGAGGAUUGCGGAAGGCGAACAUCCGAAAGACAUUAGAGAGAGCGAUUACUUCACCGAUCGGGGAGAGUUUCGAAUUGACGCCGAAGGAGCUCCGGCCCUGUUGAACUGUUUGAUGUAUAAGCUGAGUUACUACAAAUUCGGAGAACUGAAACUGGACUAUAGAGGUCCAGCAGGGUACGACCGCACCCGAAAUGCCGUCAUCGGGAACAAAGAUUUCGAGCUAACCUAUCUGGAGGAAGCGUACACCAGUGAGCACUGGCUGGUGCGUAUCUACCGAGUGAAGAAACCGCACGAAUUCAACCGGCCCGCCUUGAAGGCGGACGAACGGGUUGUCCCGGCCGGUGACUUCGUGUCGCGUAAAACCUCCAAGCGGAGGAAAGGUCUCAUUAAGAACCGUCCGGUCGUGGUGAAGGGAAAGCGAAAUAAGUAAACUCCCCAAUCCAAACGCCAACUACUGAUUCUACCAUAACUUGUAACAACCAUUACUGUCGACUGAGCGAACGAGCGGGAACAGAUGAGUAAAAGGAGUUUUUUUUUGUUUGCGAUUCCAUAUGGUCUUGCGUGUAGGUCGCUGUGAAGGGUCGAUUUGUUUUGUUUUAAAUGACAUUACCAUCUCUGCAAUUGCAUUAACAAAACCUUACCUUACAAAUGAACGCAAAGCUACCCCUCUAUUGUUUGGGGAUUUUUAGAGCUCCGAAUUUGGUAGUACUAUUCUCAUUGUUUGUCAGUGUUCUAAAAACUAGUUGAAGAUAUUCCGUUUGCAUUGCUAUCUAAAACUGGACAUUUUUUUUUUGUCAAACUAGAGCACAUUUAUUCGUACGAUAGGAAGGAAAUGAAAGGCAUAUAUUAUUGCAACCAAAAGAAAAAGAUUGGUGAUACGUCGACUGUUGUUCUAUUGAUUGUUUCUGGGUGACCACCACUUUGGUUUUAGAAUUAGAGACCACAAUCGAAUUGCUAUAAAUUAGAAUAAUUACAAACAUACACAUACCAAUUUGUAACUCACGUUUGUAUUUGCUCUAGAAGAAAAAUCUGUCCAAAUUGGACUUUGCCGAAUAUGUACGAGAGUAUGCUUUUCGCUAGGGUUCAAUUCAUGUCGAACAGCAGUAUGCACUCGUUUUUAUUUGGCUUUUUAGCAACCUUACAUUCGUUUUACCCAUAAAUCAAUGAUGAAAUAUAGUUUGGUUGUUUGAAGGCUAGAUUCUAAAUAUCUCGAUUCUCACUGGGUUAACGGAGAAAGAAGAAAUAAAAGCAACUGUGAACUAGUAGUAAAUAAAAACUAGCUAGCAUACGAGAAGUGAAUGUGAAUAAGAUACGUUACAAAACUAAAAAAAAAUGUAAUGGCGAGUAUAAACAAUAGAAACAAAAAUACAGUUUCAGUGAAAGAAA